UGGUGACGCUAUGCCGAGGCUCCGCCCCCCGCGUUGGAGCCGAGACAGUCAGGCUGCUGAAGCUCGGGCCAAUCAGAGGGGAGGCUCCAGGAUGGCAUGAAAAGGAAUUUGGUGCGUGCUCACAAGUUUGCUGAACCAAGCCCUCUCCUGGGCAUCAGGAUCCCAGAGAUGUCCAAAGCUCAACACUCUGCUCUGGCCAAGAGAGACAAAACAAAGGUGAUGGAACGCAGCCGAGAGGUGUGACAAGAUGUACCAGGUCCCACUGCCACUGGACCGGGAUGGGACCCUGGUCCGGCUCCGCUUCACCCUGGUGGCCCUGGUCACGGUCUGCUGUCCACUUGUCGCCUUCCUCUUCUGCAUCCUCUGGUCCCUGCUCUUCCACUUCAAGGAGACUACGGCCACACACUGUGGGGAUGUUCUCUGCGGCCUCACAGCCCUUGGACCCGGAUGGACCUGUGUUCCGGCUCCGCUUCACGGCCAUGAUCUGGUGGGUCAUCACUUUCCCCAUGUUCGGCUUCUUCUUCUGCAUCAUCUGGUCCCUGGUGUUCCACUUUGAGUACACGGUGGCCACUGACUGUGGGGUGCCCAAUUACCUGCCUUCGGUGAGCUCGGCCAUCGGUGGGGAGGUGCCCCAGCGCUACGUGUGGCGCUUCUGCAUCGGCCUGCACUCGGCGCCCCGCUUCUUGGUGGCCUUCGCCUACUGGAACCACUACCUCAGCUGCGCAUCCCCGUGUCCUGGCUACCGCCCACUUUGCCGCCUCAACUUCGGCCUCAACGUCGUGGAGAACCUUGCGCUGCUAGUGCUCACCUACGUCUCCUCUUCCGAGGACUUCACCAUCCACGAAAAUGCUUUCAUCGUGUUCAUUGCCUCAUCCCUCGGUCACAUGCUCCUCACCUGUAUUCUCUGGAGGCUGACCAAGAAGCACACAGUAAGUCAGGAGGACCGCAAGUCCUACAACUGGAAACAGCGGCUUUUCAUCAUCAACUUCAUCUCCUUCUUCACGGCGCUGGCUGUCUACUUUCGGCACAACAUGUAUUGUGAGGCUGGAGUGUACACCAUUUUUGCCAUCCUGGAGUAUACUGUUGUCCUAACCAACAUGGCAUUCCACAUGACGGCCUGGUGGGACUUCGGGAACAAGGAACUGCUCAUUACCUCCCAGCCUGAGGAAAAGCGAUUCUAAACCGUUUCUCUCCUGCUAGGAAAGAGGCAGUCCACUGCCCAGAAACUAGAAACAAGAAACUACUCUGGCCUUCCCCACCCCGUGUCCUCUGUGGGUCCUGCUGAAGCUGGGGGAGGGGCGGGAAGAAAGGAGGAAGGCACAGGACAGGGCUUCGGACAGCCCUGCUCCUUUCCCUCACCCCAAUUGAAGGCACAGGAACCUUCAAGCAGCAGCGUCACCCUUAUCUGAGAAGCCCCAAGAAGCUGAGCUGGCAGGAGAGCUCCACCAUCUGGUGCUAAAAAAAGUCCUGAGGUUCAUAACCACCAUCGGUUCUUGGUCUUUACAUAGCCACCUUCUUGCUGAGGUCGGGGACCACUUAGCAGUGGCUGCUACCUGAAAACCACAGCCUUUUCUCUCCACAGGGUCAUUCACUUAACUGAUGUGUCUAGUCCUCUCCUGUACACACCCAGGCAUACCUAAGGCCACAGUCCCCUGCCAGGUUUGCUCAGGUGUUCUAGGCCUGAGCUCACCUCCAAUUUAGCAUGUACCUUUCCCUGCCUGAGCCUCAGUGUGUCCAUGUGGGUAAUGGAGGGUUGGAAGGCUGAAUGAUUUUUUUGGGGUGGGGGGGGCUGUAUGAUUUUUAAGGGCUCGGCCAGUCUGCGGUUCUGACACUGCCUUAUGGAGGUGGUGCUCUGUACCUGAAGGGUGACUUGCUCCAGGAAAAGCACUGGUGCAGCACCUCUUUUCCUUCCCUUCUGAAAUAUCUGGCUUACAAACUCUUUCUUCUUGGCAAAGGUGUGGAGUGGGGUCAGAGGCAGAUUCCUGCCCCCAAAUGGGCUCUCUGGUAUCCCCCUCUACUCCUACUGCCCCAUGCCCUGAUCUCUUCUGGUUGUACAUUUUAUUUUGAAGGAAAAUAAAUUUUUUUUUCUUUUUUGCCAAAA
This is a messenger RNA of Canis lupus familiaris (dog), 2101 nucleotides long. RefSeq names its product post-GPI attachment to proteins 2 (gene PGAP2). The coding region runs from base 279 to 1181 and encodes 300 amino acids. Gene Ontology annotation, cellular component: Golgi membrane; endoplasmic reticulum membrane. NCBI's taxonomy places the organism in Eukaryota, Metazoa, Chordata, Mammalia, Carnivora, Canidae. The transcript is spliced from 9 exons. Gene Ontology annotation, biological process: GPI anchor biosynthetic process. The record is from RefSeq and is a predicted model, not a curated record.